CCUUCUUGCUAUGUGGAUUACGGCUCUCGCUGCCUACUGCAUUCCUGCUGCUGGAAACGAACACUGAAGCAUCCCAAAGCAUUUUUACUGGAGUGUAAGGACUUUUAAUAGCACUUCUCUUGAGCCGGCGGUAGACAGACUAUUGCUGUUAACUCAGAUAAGCAUGGAUAUGAACGGACGUGGAAUGCCUCCAUCGAUACCUGAGGAUGGAGAAGCCGUACACCAUGGUCCUCACAGCGAGAUGAACGGCUACCAUCAGAGGCUUCAGGGCGGUGGAGGAGAUGGAGCAGAGGAUGAGGUCCCCGUGUCCAAAUCACAGAGGCGGAAAAGUGAUGUGAAAGUCUACAAGGAGUUUUGUGAUUUUUAUGCUCGCUACAACAUGGCCAAUGCACUGGCCAAUGCCAUGUGUGAGCGCUGCAAGAGUGGCUUUGACCCAGUAGAGAAGAUAGUGAACAGCAACGGGGAACUGUACCAUGAACAGUGCUUCGUGUGUGCCCAGUGUUUCCAGCAGUUCCCAGAGGGGCUCUUCUAUGAGUUUGAAGGCAGGAAGUACUGUGAGCAUGACUUCCAGAUGUUGUUUGCACCUUGCUGCCACCAGUGUGGUGAGUUCAUUAUUGGCCGUGUGAUCAAGGCAAUGAACAACAGUUGGCAUCCAGACUGUUUCUGCUGUGAUAUCUGCCAGGCUGUGCUCGCAGAUGUUGGAUUUGUUAAGAAUGCUGGAAGGCAUCUGUGCCGUCCAUGUCACAACAGAGAGAAAGCUCGGGGCCUCGGCAAGUACAUCUGUCAGAAGUGCCACGCCAUUAUUGAGGAGCAGCCUCUGCUCUUCAAGAACGACCCCUACCACCCUGAUCACUUCAACUGCAACAACUGCGGUAAGGAGCUGACAGCUGAUGCAAGGGAGCUGAAGGGGGAGCUCUACUGUCUACCCUGCCACGACAAGAUGGGCGUCCCGAUCUGUGGAGCCUGUAGGAGACCCAUUGAAGGCCGUGUGGUUAAUGCAAUGGGCAAGCAGUGGCAUGUGGAGCAUUUUGUGUGUGCUAAGUGUGAGAAACCUUUCCUGGGACACCGUCACUACGAACGCAAGGGCCUGGCCUACUGCGAAACGCACUACAACCAGCUGUUUGGGGAUGUUUGCUACCACUGCAAUCGUGUUAUUGAAGGCGAUGUGGUGUCUGCUCUUAACAAGGCGUGGUGUGUCAACUGUUUUGCAUGCUCUACUUGCAACACCAAGCUCACCCUGAAGAACAAGUUUGUGGAGUUUGACAUGAAGCCGGUGUGUAAGAAGUGCUAUGAGAAGUUCCCUCUGGAGCUGAAGAAGAGACUGAAAAAGCUGUCUGAAACUGUUGCAAGGAAGUAAAAACACAGUGGAGCAGCUGGAGAGGGAAAGAUAGAUGAGACCAUGAGGUGGCCAUGUACAAGCCCAGAAUUACAAUAAAGAAUUUGUGUGUUUUGCAACUGCUAUGUUGCAUUUAGGUUGGUUAUAGCUAGAAAGCAUUGCACUUUCAAUUUCAUGUGCCUGCAGCCGGCAGCUCCGCAGUCACAUUUUCGGUCAGACAGCUUUAACUUUGUGCCUUGUACCAUUUUUGCAAAAUUGCUCCACUACACAUGCCUGCUAAUUUCCUGUAUUUAAAAAAGUGACAUAUGAGUUUUAAGAGUACAUAAAAAGCCAGAGGUAAUAUGAUGACUUGAAAGCUUUGCCGCCACCUUGUCUUGUGAUGCCAAAAAACCUUUAUUGAAAAAUAUUACUGCUUCAUUUCUAUAACAAUCAAGUAAGCCCAAAGAAAGAAAAUGUCCUAAAUGUGUAAAUAACCUCAAAUAUUUCCAACUUGUAUCAUUUUAUGUAUUAGUAGUGUUUAUUUCCAUUAAUAUUAUGCAUAAUAAGUAUUUUAUCUGCCUUUUUUGGUUUGUUUUUUGGACCUACAUUUUAAUAUUACACAACGUGCUACAGAGUUGGACUCGACCAUCACCUGCAGUAUGUUGGAUUGCCUUGUUACUGUAUGUGCUAUGCAUCUUUGUGUGGCAUGAUCUCUGUGCAAAUUGGUAUUUAUUCAGCAUUUUUUUGCGUUUACAAUCUGAAUUAAUCUAAUAGAGCCAAAGUGCCGAGGGCGAAAUUUAGAUUUAUUAAAUACAUGUGAGUGAAUAACUGUUACCUGUCAGUGUUCUAUAAAACAAUCCCUCCCCCGUCCCGAUGUGCUGUCAACAAAUAUUGAUCAUAACAAGCAUCUGAGCCACAGGAUUUAUUGAAUGGUUACUGCAAACUCAGUGUGUGUUACAACAUGACGGCUUGUGGCAUGUACAGAGACCGGAUGUGGGAUUGAUGUUGAACAUUUGAACGUUUCCUCUGUUGUUUGUAAUCCAGGGAAAGUGAUCCUCUUAGGGAGGUGUACCGACUUCCUCGGGGCUCAGACCCACUUAGGAAAGAAAGCCAAACUGGUCUCAUUCUUGCAGAAUGCUUCACAUGACCUGCAUUUUAUCACAAAGCUUUGCUUAAAAUACAAGCUCUAUAGAUAAACACAUUCCACUAUUUUAUCAUUAUGAAGUGUAUGUUACUGCUGUGCAUUUCUGUGCAGAUGGCACAACUUUCUCUAUGUCAUAUAGAAGUAAAACUAUCCCCUGGGCUGAUUGUUGUGAGGCAGAACUUCGGCACCUCGAGCCACAAAUAGUUCAGUGCAUGGUUUUAUUUGAUACUUUACUACUCUGAUGGACUGAGAUGACUCUGUGCAAACAGAUACUGCUCUGAUACUGGAUAUCAUCAUUGCAAUGUUUGUGAGCAGAUUUAUUCAUGUUAACACACCAAAGUGCAUGUUCUUAACUUGAAAUUUGGGAAACUUGUUUCUUAUUAUAUUUAAUGUCAUUCUGACACUUCAUCGGAAUAAACACAUAUGUCAAUGCUA
Messenger RNA from Oreochromis aureus, 2894 nucleotides. RefSeq names its product LIM and senescent cell antigen-like-containing domain protein 1. The coding region runs from base 164 to 1357 and encodes 397 amino acids. Lineage: Eukaryota; Metazoa; Chordata; Actinopteri; Cichliformes; Cichlidae. Gene Ontology annotation, cellular component: cell-cell junction; focal adhesion; cytoplasm. The record is from RefSeq and is a predicted model, not a curated record. Gene Ontology annotation, biological process: positive regulation of integrin-mediated signaling pathway; cell-cell junction organization; cell-cell adhesion. The transcript has 10 exons.